AUGGCAACAGCAGCCUCGUCUCCCAGCAUGCAUCAGCAGCAGAGGGCGGCGGCAGUGGAUGAGCAGCAGCAGCAGCAGAGAGGAGCAGAGAGGAAAAGAGACAGAAGUGUUGAGUUUGUUUUGUUCUCUGUGUUUGUCUGCACACCUCCCCUCACCCCAGUCAGUUUUCUGGAUAAACUCCCAGAUGGAGGCGUAGUGUCGGAGGAGAGAGGGGAAGGUAGAGGAGAAGAACAGGAAGAGGAGGUGACGGAGGAGAAAGUAGUGAAGGAAGAGGAGGAUCAGCUGCCAGGAGGAGAUGGAGAGAUGGAGGAGGAGAAGAGGGUUAGUUCCCCAGUCUCACCUCCUGAUGAAGAGGAGCAAAAGGAAACAGCUGAAGAACGCCACAAAGGCACUGAAGAAAACGUCGGUCAAAGCUCCAGAGGCGUUGCUCUCUGUGGGUUACUUCCCUCUGGAGACGGGGACGUCCCUGCUGCUACCCUCUCUUCCUCUGCAGAACCAAGCACUCCUCCGGCUACACCGGCUGCCCAGGCUGGAAAAACAAGCGCUCCUCCUCUGCAGAAAGAGAAAGCAGCUGUGAAAGAAACUGCAGAAGAACCUCUGAAGGCCUCCAAGUCAGCAGGGGGCGCCAGAGCAGCCAAGAUGAUCUCGGCCAAGAGUACAGAGUCAGUGGACGGAGCCAACAGUCCAGGAAGUCGUUCUCCGGCCAGUCGAUCCUCCACUCCAAACAGAGACGUCAAGAAGGUGGCGGUGGUCCGGACCCCCCCCAGGUCUCCCGGCGCUUCCCGCGGACGGACCCCCCCCUCCCACCCCAUGCCUGACCUCAGCAACGUCAGGUCAAAGGUUGGAUCCACAGAGAACCUCAAACACACACCUGGAGGGGGCAAGGUUCAGAUUGUUAAUAAGAAGAUGAAUCUGACCAGCGUGGCAUCAAAGUGUGGCUCCAAAGACAACAUUAAACACAAACCAGGUGGAGGGAAGGUGGAGAUUAAAUCAGAGAAGGUGGAUUUUAAAACCGUUCAAUCUAAAGUUGGUUCUCUGGAGAACGUCACCCAUGUGCCGGGAGGAGGGAAAAAGAAGAUUGAGAGUCAGAAACUGAGCUUCAGAGAGAGCGCCAAAGCUCGGACGGACCACGGGGCUGACAUCAUCGUCCAGCCUGACUCCGCCCCCUCCAGCGACACCUUCUCCCCCGGAGGCCUAAACGCAGCUGAAGCCCCACCCUUUGACACGCUGGCUGACCAGGUGUCCACCUCCCUUGCCAAACAAGGCCUGUGAUUGGACCGCCCCGAGCCUGCAGAGCCCCCUCCCAUUACCAAGGAAACUGCCUGAUGGAAGAAAGAAAAAAGAUAAUUUUGUCUUUUUCCUCAUGACCUUCAUCUGACAUCACACGCACGAUUGGAGAGAUUUUAUUAAGUUACAGUCAGCCAAUCACAGCGCAGCGCGUCUACAGCCAAUCACAGCGCAGCGCGUCCACAGCCAAUCACAGUGCAGACACGUCCCUUCUGAUUGGAUAACAUCUCUGACACGCCCACCAAACCAGAGAGGGCUGCAUCAUAUUGGAAAAAACUGACAUUGCAAUGAUUGUUCUGCUUUUCGUUGGGGAGUUCAUAGAAUACUAUCAAUCCAGGCUAAUGUCAAUGACAUUAAUAAUUUAUACAUGUUGCCUGCAUGUGACGCACUAGCAACAAACUCUGUGUAUGUAAGAACACUUAAGUCAGUGUGAAUACGUUAUAUCAGACACAGACUUCUGGUGUAGAUUAGAGUUACGUUUCCAGCGUUGUGGCUCUGAACCGUAACCGUUGGGACAAACCCCUUCAUUCUUAAGGCUGACUAUAUGAGCUUUAGCCUGGCUGGUUGCAGCUUUCUGGCAACUCUGUGAUGAAACAUGGCCAGUCAGUGUCGUAAUAACGUUGCAUUAAUCAGGUGAUUUAGUUUGUCUUUGCAGUGAACAUAAACAUGGACAACUGUAGGUUCACUACCCAUGGAGAAGCAUGUGCUUCACUGUGUUACGGUACUUUUCUACACACAGAGAGCCUCACUUCCCAUAACAAACCUUGUCGGACUAACGUUACGUCACAUCCACAUGUUUCCAUGGCCACAUGUCUUAAAGAGGAUGGGUCGGCUGCUAACAAUGAUGUAAAAGGAGAACGGUGAAGGUUUACUCUUCUACCAAGCAGCGUAAAAGUUGUAGUGUUAACAUCUCACGUCCUGCAAUGUGACUAUCACACAUCGCGAUGUAGAAUUUUUUGUGCAGCCCUAAACCUAAACAUCGUGCAACCCUAACCCUAAACUAAACAUCGUGCAACCCUAACCCUAAACGAAACAUAGGUUUGACUGAGGCCUAGGACCUCUUAAAACUACCAAGAUUCAAAUUUGAGAUAAAAGAUUAACAAGGUCCUUUAUGUCAGGGGAGAGCAGUUAACACCAGUGGUAUUUAAAACAGUGAGUACAACCAGUUAGAGGGAUAACAGGUUUAUUUAAAAAGGAAUAAAACAACUAAGAGUUCCUCCUUAAAAGAAAUUAAAAGCAAGAAAGCACAACCAACUAAAAUCAAGCUAAAAUAAUGCAGCAGAACAGGAGUGGGAGGUUAAGAUGACAGUCCACGGUCUCCGCUAGUGACCACCUUCUUCUCGCCUGGCUCCUCUCCUUGGGCAAAGUCUGCAGAGGAGAACUCUGGGCCAGUCAAACGUCCUUUAAACUACCACAGCUUUAUACACUACACACUACAACAAACACCGGUCUUAAAAGAGACUUAUGCGGCAGGGAGAAGUUUCACCUUCUCCCACUGUAGCCGCUAGCGGUCGGUGUUUGCGUUUUCCUCGGUGUAUUCUCAGGCCUCCUCCAGACCGGGGACAAUGUUGUUCUCACUGGAAUCCCGGUCUGUCUGUCUCUCUGUCUGCUCCGUUCUGCCCUUUUUAUAUCUAAAAACAGUCAAUCCAUUCUCUGGUCCCCAGGUGCAAGUCCUUAAUCAUAAUUAGGUUACAUGUCUGAUGGCGGAAGUAAAACCAACGUUUAAAAACCCACACACAACAUUUCAAAAUAAAAGCAUGAAAUAACAGAAGAUAAAAACACAGCAAAUACUAAAGUAAAUCCAAAUCCAAAGUAAAAGCAUGCUUAAAUAAAAUCAACUUCCGCCCCGUGACACUAACCCUAAACUAAACAUUGUGCAUCUCUAACUCUAGCUCAGAGUUUGCUGCUCAUCGUUCAGAGGAAAAGUUCAAAUGACAUUAGAAGAAGAAACACUGAGACAGUCCUCUGUUUUCUCCAGAGUCACAUUAUCAGUUCCAUCUCUCUGUUUCCAGUACAGAUACUGCUAGCUUAGCCUAGCUUAGCUCAAAUACUGGAAACAGAAGGAAACUGCUAGCCUAACCCCACUGAAAGAGAAAAUAGACACACCUGAAGUAGUAGUUUCCCUUUGCUUCCAGUCUUUGUGCUAAGCUAGGCUAAACACAUCCUGGGCCUUUCUCCAACCUUAACCCAGGCUAGUUAGCAGUUACUGCUAACUAGCCUGGGUUAGCCUUUUAGCUUCCUGAUUAGCCUUUUAGCUUCAUAAAAUUUCUCCAAUCACAGACACUAUCUCUCUCUCUCUGAGCCAAUCAUCUUCUUUUGUUCCAUGUGGUGCCCCCCCAUCAUUACCUAAUACCCAGAAUGCAGUCUGAUACCAUGCUGUGUCUCUGUUUGCUGUCGGCAGUUAAAGUGCUUUUUCCCAAUAAAGUUUC
This is a messenger RNA of Perca flavescens (yellow perch), 3716 nucleotides long. RefSeq names its product microtubule-associated protein tau b (gene maptb). Bases 1 to 1272 code for a protein of 423 amino acids. Gene Ontology annotation, molecular function: microtubule binding. NCBI's taxonomy places the organism in Eukaryota, Metazoa, Chordata, Actinopteri, Perciformes, Percidae. Gene Ontology annotation, biological process: neuron projection development; microtubule cytoskeleton organization. The record is from RefSeq and is a predicted model, not a curated record. Gene Ontology annotation, cellular component: neuron projection. The transcript has 10 exons.